Molecule: messenger RNA, 1809 nt
Organism: Penicillium olsonii
Lineage: Eukaryota; Fungi; Ascomycota; Eurotiomycetes; Eurotiales; Aspergillaceae
Source: the annotation of a GenBank genome assembly
AUGCCAACACCCCGCCCGCGGGUACCCCAGGUAGCCAAUUUCAACCUCGGAACCUUAGUAGGACCUUGCGACCAAUUUUCGAUCCUUGAGCCCGAACACACCAUGCAGGUCCAGUCAAGUCCUCGAAUCAUAGUCGAUGAAAAAGACUAUUACGAUCUUGGCUCAUAUUCCAGACCAGUGACCACUUCGUCACCAUUGACCCAACUGUGGUUUAAUCGCGGUCUGAUAUGGGCAUACUCUUUCAACCACAGUGAAGCAGAGCGAUGCUUCCGGCGUGCAGCUGAGAGUGACCCCAGUUGCGCGAUGGCGCUGUGGGGAAUCGCAUAUGCAGCCGGGCCUAACUACAACAAGGCUUGGAGGUUCUUCGACCCCGAGGAUCGACGCGCUUCCAUUCAAAAGGUCAACGAGACUCUCAUUCGAGCUCGUGAGCUAGCAUGCCAGGCUACAGAAGUCGAGCAAGCGUUGAUCAAUGCAAUCGGCGCCCGUUUCCCAGCCGCCGAUAAUAUUCCUGAUGAUCUCGGCCCCUUCGACCGUGCGUAUGCAAAUGCCAUGCGCGACGUGUAUAAGAAGUUCCAUACCGAUAUUGACAUCGCUGCACUCUUCGCUGAGUCACUGAUGUGUAUCACCCCACGCGGUCUGUGGGACUUGGACACCGGCAAGCCUACUGGAGACCACACCGUUGAGGCUCGUAACGUGAUUGAGCGAGGACUGAAGGAUGACGCCGGUCGCAAUCAUCUCGCCCUAUGUCACUUGCAGAUACAUAUGUUGGAGAUGUCGCCGUUCCCGGAACUGGCUCUCCCGGCCGCAGAUCGAUUGCGUGGCAUGGUUCCGCACGCUUCGCAUAUGCUGCAUAUGCCUACGCACAUCGAUGCUGCGGUGGGCGAUUAUCGCCGUGGCGUUGAAUCAAACCACGAAGCAAUGCUGGUCGAUGACAUCUAUUUUGCCAAUGAGCCAGACACAAUUCGGUAUAUGUCUUACCGGGCGCAUUACAUCCGUGCAAAAAUGUAUUCCGCUAUGAUGUCAGGCCGCUUCAAAGACUCCAUUUCCGCUGCAGAGAAGCUCGAACAAAUCAUCGAUUAUGGGGUGCUGUCUGUGAAAAGCCCUCCGAUGGCAGACUCGAUCGAGAGCUUCGUGGCAAGCAAAGCACAUGUGCUGGUCCGCUUUGGACGCUGGGAAGACAUCCUUGAUUUAAAGCUCCCCGUCGAUCGUGAACUAUACUCGGCGACAACGGCGAUCAUUCUCUACGCCCGUGGAUUGGCAUUCAGCGCACUGGGACGAAUCGCAGAAGGCGAGAUCGCCAGAACGGAGUUCGAGCAGGCGCGCAAGGCAGUGCCCAGCACCCGACUCAAUAGCAUUCCAUGCAAAGAGGAAGAUGUUCUCGCAGUCGCCUCGGCCAUGCUUGCUGGCGAACUAGAGUAUCGCAAGGGAAACAUUGACUUGUCGUUCUCGCUCCUUCGGGAAGCCAUUCUCCGCGAGGAUGGUCUUGCAUAUUCCGACCCACCUCCUUGGAUGCAGCCCGUUCGCCACGCUCUUGGCGGCUUACUCCUCGAACAAGGUCGCGUUGAGGAGGCAGAAGCACUUUUCAAGGAGGACCUGGGAUUCGCUUUGGACUACCCGCGACGGAGAGCAAAGCUAAACAACAUUUGGGGAUUGCAUGGUCUGCAUGAAUGUUUUACUCGCCUUGGAAAGACUGCUGAGGCGGGUUUCAUUCAACCUACCUACGAUAUUGCCCUCGCUUCAGCUGAUGUUCCCGUAAAAGCAUCUUGUUUCUGUCGGAUUUCAGCUGUCAGAGGAGACAGCUGUUGCUGA